Gopherus flavomarginatus (Mexican gopher tortoise) is the source of this 1011-nucleotide messenger RNA. RefSeq names its product basic transcription factor 3 (gene BTF3). The record is from RefSeq and is a predicted model, not a curated record. NCBI's taxonomy places the organism in Eukaryota, Metazoa, Chordata, Testudines, Testudinidae. The coding region runs from base 131 to 577 and encodes 148 amino acids. Gene Ontology annotation, cellular component: cytosol; nascent polypeptide-associated complex. The transcript has 6 exons.
GCGCCGCCCGCCCCUAGCUCCUUCCUGCCUUCCUUCCGGCCACCAUCUUGCGCCCCUCCGCGUGUGUGCGCUCAGCUCGGCGCUCCCCGCCCUGUCCUCUGCCAGGACAGAGCCGCUUCCGCCCGGGAAGAUGAAAGAAACAAUCAUGAAUCAAGAAAAACUAGCCAAACUCCAGGCUCAAGUGCGCAUUGGGGGAAAGGGAACUGCUCGCCGAAAGAAGAAGGUUGUCCACAGAACAGCUACAGCAGAUGACAAGAAACUUCAGUUCUCCUUAAAGAAACUGGGAGUCAACAACAUCUCUGGUAUUGAAGAGGUAAACAUGUUUACCAACCAGGGAACAGUCAUCCACUUCAAUAACCCUAAAGUUCAGGCAUCUCUGGCUGCUAACACUUUCACUAUCACAGGCCAUGCUGAGACAAAGCAGCUGACGGAAAUGCUUCCCAGCAUCUUAAACCAGCUUGGAGCUGACAGUCUGACUAGCUUGAGGAGAUUGGCAGAGGCUCUACCCAAGCAACCUGUGGAUGGAAAAGCACCACUUGCUACUGGAGAGGAUGAUGACGAUGAAGUCCCAGUGUGAAUCAAGGAAUUGGCCUCAUACGUAUCAGGAGAGUGCAGAAAAAACCUCCCCUUCUCUUCCCACCACACUUGUGUGGUAUAGCACAGUUAAGUGUGCAGUCUGGCGUUGGUGGUUGUUGAAGAUAGGAUUUAUAAGAUACUAGUGGUUCAUCUACACCUGUGUCUUAAGUGGCAUUUAUAUUUUUAUGUAGAAAUUGUAUCAUUGUAAAUGCUAAAGCUUUAACAUCUCAUAAUUAAAAUACUUAAAGUUGACUUAAGAUAAAAAUCUUAGACUCGAUGUAUUUGGUAAGGUGAAAAAGGUACUGAUGCUUUGGUUUCAACAUGUACUUUUCUUUCUCUCUAGAUCUUGUUGAAAAUUUUGAUGAAGCUUCAAAGAAUGAGGCAAACUGAACUAAAUGUCACUUUCUGAAUAAAAUUAAAACUUGAAAAAAGCUA